UCUCUCUAGAAGCAGCCGGCGGGCAACACCAUUUUACAGGCAUUGCUUUUUGUUUCAAUCCUCUGUUCUUCUUCCGAGCCUGAGACUGACUGAGAUCAGGAACCAUUGAACGGCAGAGAGAUUAUUUUUGUUUGAAUUUUGAGGAGAACUCUCAACACCUGCCUUUGUUAGCAAGUUAGCCUCGUGUCCUUAAAGGCUCCUCAUACUUAAUUCUCUCUCUCUGUUAUAUUCUGUUUUGUUUUAUUUUCUUUAAUCACUUAUUCAGUCGUACAGUAGUUGUAGCUAAAACCGUGCGAACGGAGCAGCUCUUUGUUCGUGCCUCGGAAAAAAACACCAGCACCACCUGAUGAUGAGGAUGAUGAUGGUGGUGAUGAAGAGGAGACACAGCUGAGAGCUGAGUGUGUGUGGUUGUGUUGCGUUCACAUUGGGAGUGGGAAGAACCCCCCUCCCCCACACACACUGCAUCCAUGUUCUCCCCCGACCAGGAAAACAUCUCCACGUCGUCAACCAAAGUGCCAGUCAAAUAUGGAGAACUCAUUGUGCUCGGAAAAGCACUGGAUCAAAUUUCAACCAUACAGGCUUUGUUUAUGCUUUUGUAUAAUGGCUCUCUACCCAACGGGGACCGGGGUAGAAGGAAGAGCAGAUUUGCACUCUUCAAAAGACCCAAAUCCAACGGAGUCAAACCCAGCACUGUACACGUAGCCUGCACCCCACAGGCUGCCAAGGCCAUAAGUAACAAGGAUCAGCACAGUAUUUCCUACACGUUGUCCCGUGUACAGACAGUGGUGGUGGAGUACACUCAAGACAGCAAUACAGACAUGUUUCAGAUUGGCCGCUCAACUGAAAUUCCAAUAGAUUUUGUGGUGACCGACACGGUUCCCGGGAGUCAGAGUAACUCUGACACUCAGUCAGUUCAGAGCACCAUAUCUCGCUUCGCAUGCCGGAUCAUAUGUCAGCGAACGCCCCCUUACACCGCCCGCAUCUACGCCGCUGGAUUCGACUCCUCCAAGAACAUCUUCCUAGGGGAGAAAGCAACAAAGUGGAAGACAUCGGAUGGACAGAUGGAUGGUCUGACUACUAACGGUGUGUUGGUAAUGCAUCCUCGCCAUGGUUUCACAGAGGACUCCAAACCCGGUGUGUGGAGAGAGAUUUCAGUGUGUGGAAACGUGUUCACCUUGAGAGAGACACGUUCGGCUCAGCAGAGAGGGAAAAUGGUGGAGAAUGAGACUCAAGAGUUAGUGGAUGGCUCUCUGAUUGAUCUCUGCGGAGCGACUCUCUUGUGGCGUACUGCUGAAGGGCUUUCCCGCACUCCCACUGUCAAACACCUGGAGGCGCUCCGGCAAGAGCUGAAUGCUGCUCGUCCCCAGUGCCCCGUGGGUUUCAACACCCUUGCCUUCCCCAGCAUGCAGCGGAAGGACAUAGUGGACGAGAAGCAACCCUGGGUCUACCUAAACUGCGGUCAUGUUCACGGCUACCACAACUGGGGUAACCGCGACGCAGAGCGAGAGGGAAGGGAGGGCCAUGAGCGGGAAUGUCCCAUGUGCCGUGCUCGUGGGCCGUACGUGCCGCUGUGGCUAGGCUGCGAGGCAGGGUUUUAUCUGGAUGCGGCCCCUCCUACUCACGCGUUCAGCCCAUGCGGCCACGUGUGCUCAGAAAAAACAGUGGCAUAUUGGAGUCAAAUCCCUCUUCCUCACGGAACGCACACCUUCCAUGCUGCCUGCCCUUUCUGCGCCCAGCAGCUCAGCAGUGAGCAGGGAUACAUCAAACUGAUCUUCCAGGCGCCCGUGGACUAAAUACACCUGCAUAUGUCCUUUUACCCAGUAACCCAUUUGACAAACAUUAGCCAGGCAUUUCUUUCUGUUGAUCCUAUAAUUUGAUUUUAUAAAGAUGACAUUUUCUGUGCUCUCAGACUGUUUUUUUCCCUCCCUUUCUGGUUUGUAAGUGACCUUAAUACUGCUUUUUCGAAUACAGAGAAAAACAAAAAGAUAUAUUUUCAAAUAAAAAGAUUAUAAUUUAAAAAAAAAAAAGGAUUAGACCUCUUCAGAACAGCAGAGCACAUGCACACCCACAUUUGAGCGUUCUGAUUGGGUGGCUCUGCUUGUCAUUUGAAGCGGUGGGCGUGGCCAUUACAGAUGGUGAUGUGUACAGUGUUUAUUUGCUAACAGUAAUUCUCAGCACUAAAGAGGCAAUACACCAUCCAUGUAUGUUUAUAAUGAGCUUACAGACUAUCUGUAAGUCUAUCUGUACUCAAUUUAUUCAAUAAUUCACAGCAUUUCAUAAAGCAACUACAUUUAGAUUCCAGA
Molecule: messenger RNA, 2303 nt
Organism: Sinocyclocheilus anshuiensis
Lineage: Eukaryota; Metazoa; Chordata; Actinopteri; Cypriniformes; Cyprinidae
Product: E3 ubiquitin-protein ligase pellino homolog 1-like
Exons: 8
Coding region: 468-1793 (441 amino acids)
Biological process (GO): protein K48-linked ubiquitination; regulation of Toll signaling pathway
Molecular function (GO): protein binding; ubiquitin protein ligase activity
Source: RefSeq, a predicted model, not a curated record